GGUACGCAGGUUUAACACACCUGAGCCCCAUCACACUCCGCCGGAGUAACGCGGUGUGUUUUCUCUGUGAGAAUCUGCGGAUUUCAUUAAACGUCGAUUAAAGCUGACAUGUCUGACACAACGUCUCAGUUUUGGCUCUGGUUGAUUUUGAUCUUCAGCGUCUUCAUCCCGUCAUCCUCGGCUGAGAAGAAAAACAUCCCAGCUGAGCCUGGACAGACUGUCACUCUGCCAUGUCGAGCUCCAAACAACAACAUCAUAGUUCUAGAGUGGAGCAGAACUGACCUGGAGACAGCAUAUGUCCUUUUGUAUCGGGAUAGGCUGUUUGAAACAGAUGAUCAGCAUCCAUCUUUUAAGGACCGGGUGGAUCUGCAGGACAGACAGAUGAAGGAUGGAGACGUGUCUUUGGUUCUGAAGAAUGUGACGAUUAAUGACACUGGAACAUACAAGUGUCGUGUCGUCCAGAGAGGAACAAACCGCUGAAAGAGAGCUUACCUGAAGACUCCCCCCAUCAGCAUCAUCACUCUGAGAGUUUCUCCUCCAGAGAAGAAAAACAUCCCAGCUGAGCCUGGACAGACUGUCACUCUGCCAUGUCGAGCUCCAAACAACAACAACAACAACAUCAUAGUUGUAGAGUGGAGCAGAACUGACCUGGAGACAGCAUAUGUCCUUUUGUAUCGGGAUAGGCUGUUUGAAACAGAUGAUCAGCAUCCAUCUUUUAAGCACCGGGUGGAUCUGCAGGACAGAAAGAUGAAGGAUGGAAACGUGUCUUUGGUUCUGAAGAAUGUGACGAUUAAUGACACUGGAACAUACGAGUGUCGUGUCGUCCAGAGAGGAACAAACCGGUGGAAGAGAGCUUACCUGAAGACUCCCCCCAUCAGCAUCAUCUACCUGAGUGUUCCUCCUCCAGGUGAGUGA
This is a messenger RNA of Archocentrus centrarchus (flier cichlid), 915 nucleotides long. RefSeq names its product T-cell surface glycoprotein CD4-like. Gene Ontology annotation, biological process: T cell receptor signaling pathway; regulation of cytokine production. Gene Ontology annotation, cellular component: external side of plasma membrane. The record is from RefSeq and is a predicted model, not a curated record. The transcript has 4 exons. Gene Ontology annotation, molecular function: signaling receptor binding. Lineage: Eukaryota; Metazoa; Chordata; Actinopteri; Cichliformes; Cichlidae.